AAGGCAAAACGGAUGCGCAUGUUGGCGAAUGUUGGCGGAGCAAUACCAGAAGGCAAUAUUGACGACGGUAUUCGCACGGGCUGGAUCUGUUGUACGUUGGGCAAACUAGAAGCACAUCCAGAAGAUACACAUAUGCCAGGCGAUAAUGUACAAGAGUUUGUCGGGUUCCGGGAUGUCAAGCCAGGUGUUAAUGUGGUGGUGCAAAUGUUUACCGAAGAGAAGAGAGCGGAAACGGAUUUGGAGACUUUGUGGGGUGGAGUGGUGAGAACGCAUCAGAGGAAGAUUAAGUCAGCUGACGAGGCGCUGAAAGAGUUGGAAGAUGAUAUCGAGGAUCUUGAGGAAGAGGAUGGGGAGGAUAUUGAGUAUGAAGCCCGUCAUACACCGCGUGGAGUGAACAAGCAGCCUACUGAGACGAGUCGGCCUGCUAGUCCUCCAACCCCAGCGCGGCAGAUGCAUAGACCGCGGCCCACCGCUGGGGAUGUCUUCCCACCGGCUUCAGCUCCCGAAACCCGGAAGCAAAUACGUAGGUUGCACACUGUCGGCUUGUAGCAACACCAAACCUAAGGAGAACUCGAGCAUAGAAAUAACAUUAGAUUCCGUAAGCCGUGGCAUCUGCCCAACUGUACCGUAGUCCAAUUACCUGUAACACUAUCAUAUAAACAACAAAAGGGAGAGGAGUACCAUAUCCUACUCACCCUAUUUCCCUUUCUA
This is a messenger RNA of Bipolaris maydis ATCC 48331, 711 nucleotides long. NCBI's taxonomy places the organism in Eukaryota, Fungi, Ascomycota, Dothideomycetes, Pleosporales, Pleosporaceae. The record is from RefSeq and is a predicted model, not a curated record.